AUGCAUUCCGGCGUCGAGUCUCUCAAAAUAUGCAUCCUUGGGGCCGGCAUGGGAGGGUUGACGUGUGCGCUCGCCCUCGCCCGUGCUGGCUUCAGGGACGUCACAGUCUUUGAGAUGGCGUCCAAGCUUGGCUUCGUUGGAGCGGGUAUACAAAUGGCGCCGAACAUGGCUCGCGUGCUUGAUCGCCUGGGAGUGUGGGACGAGAUCGCCAAGGAAGCUGUCAUCCUCAACGAGACAAGUAUUCGACAAGGCGCCACCGACGACGAGCUCGGCCAUGUCGACCUGCACUACGUCAAAGAGGCUUACGGCUAUGCACAUUUUGUCGGUCACCGCUCAACACUCGCUGGCGAGCUGUAUAACGGGUGCUUGAAGGAGUCUGACAGGAUCAAAUUCAACUUCUCGACGACAUGCGAGAAUAUAAGCUUCAAGGGCAGACCCAGCUUCACGGCUGUUCCACGCAGCGGCAUGGACCCGUAUCAGGUGCAGUGCGACAUCUUGCUCGGUGCCGACGGAGUCAAGUCCAACACGCGCGUCGCCAUGCUGAGAGAACUGGGCGUGGAAGCGGAAGUCGUGGACACCGGCCAGGCGGCGUAUCGCAUCAUGCUGAGUCGCGAGCAGAUGUCCUCCGAUCCGGAGUUGCUAGCCCUCAUCGAUGCAGACAAAGUGAUAAGGUGGAUCGGCGAGAAGCGGCACAUCAUCGCCUAUCCGGUCUCCAAGAAGCAGAUAUACAACAUCUCGACAACACAGCCCGACGUGAAUUUUGCUGCUGCCCCUUCCGCGACCUACACCACCAAGGGCUCGAAGGUUGCAAUGCUGCAAGUUUUCGGCGACUUUUGCCCGAUGAUCCACCGCAUGCUCGACCUGGUACCUGAGGGCGAAGUGUGUGAAUGGAAGCUGAGAGUGCAUGCGCCACUCCCGACGUGGGUGCACGGGUCAGCCGCUCUCGUGGGAGACGCCUGCCACCCUACUCUGCCCCAUAUGGCCCAGGGGGCGGCACAAGCGAUCGAGGAUGCCGCUGUCCUCGGUGUAGUCUUGGGCCACCUACCAUCGGGCGCGGGGCCAGCAGAGAUCAACAAGGCGCUGAAGCAGUAUGAGAAGGUGAGGAAAGAGCGUGCCGAAACACUCGUUGAGCUAGCUGCUGCAAGUGGUCGAGCACUACAUCUCGGCGAGGGCGCCGCAAAAGAGGAGCGAGACAGGCAGUUUGCAGCUCUCAAGGACAAGAAGGGUCCGGUGCCAGACAAAUGGGCCGAUGCGGACGUGCAAAAGAAGGUAUACGGCUUCGACUGUAUGCAAGUAGCUGAGGACUUGGCGCGGGCGGAACUGAACGGGCACUGA
Cladophialophora yegresii CBS 114405 is the source of this 1335-nucleotide messenger RNA. Its product is annotated as salicylate hydroxylase. The transcript has a single exon. NCBI's taxonomy places the organism in Eukaryota, Fungi, Ascomycota, Eurotiomycetes, Chaetothyriales, Herpotrichiellaceae. The record is from RefSeq and is a predicted model, not a curated record. The coding region runs from base 1 to 1335 and encodes 444 amino acids. Gene Ontology annotation, biological process: secondary metabolite biosynthetic process. Gene Ontology annotation, molecular function: FAD binding; monooxygenase activity.